AAAAAAGUUGCUUAUAAGUUUUUUAAGCUUAGCCAAACAUGCUAGCUAAUUAUCAUAAAUGUUUUUCUUCAUAUAUACCUCCAUUUUUUCCUUACUAAUGUCAGAACUCCCUUCCCUUGCUUCAUACAGUUGUGCAAGAAACCCCAACCGCCCACACCGAACAUCAUUUUCCUCUCUUCGGUGAAAAAAUAAAGAAAAUAUAAGCCCAAGAAUUUGCAGAACAAAUCCACCAUGUCUUCCCCAAGCAAGCGCCGUGAGAUGGACUUAAUGAAACUGAUGAUGAGUGAUUACAAGGUUGAGAUGAUCAAUGAUGGAAUGCAAAGUUUUUAUGUGCAUUUCCGUGGACCCAGUGACAGUCCGUAUCAUGGCGGUGUAUGGAAAGUAAGAGUUGAGCUUCCAGAUGCUUACCCGUACAAAGCUCCAUCCAUAGGAUUUCUUAAUAAGAUGUAUCACCCGAAUGUUGAUGAGACGUCGGGUUCAAUUUGUUUGGAUGUUAUUAACCAGACAUGGAGCCCCAUGUUCGACCUGGUGAAUGUAUUUGAAGUAUUUAUACCGCAACUUCUCUUGUAUCCAAAUCCAGCGGACCCACUAAAUAGGGAGGCUGCGGCUCUUAUGAACCGUGAUCAAACUGCUUAUGAGCAAAGAGUUAAAGAAUACUGUCAGAGAUAUGCCAAGCCGGAAGAUGUAGGGACAACCUCAGGGGAGAUAUCGAGCGAUGAGGAGCUAAGCGAAGAUGAGAAUGAUUCUAGUGACGAGGCAGUUGCAGGGCCAGUGGAUCCAUAGCCAUAUUCAGUCUCUUUAAGAAUCAGUAUUCUUACCUUGUUCACCUGGUUUCUGCUUGAAAUUUACUUAACUGCAGAUAUAAUUAUUCAUUGGAAAGGGUGAAAAGAAAAUUCAUGCCCGUUGUUUAUGUAAAUAGAUGCAACGAUAACUUGAUGUGUACCCUUUAUUUCCCAUUUAAGAAAAAAGUGGUCCAAAAACCAUAAGAACAUGCUCUUAGUUAA
Molecule: messenger RNA, 1004 nt
Organism: Olea europaea var. sylvestris
Lineage: Eukaryota; Viridiplantae; Streptophyta; Magnoliopsida; Lamiales; Oleaceae
Product: ubiquitin-conjugating enzyme E2-23 kDa
Exons: 6
Coding region: 232-783 (183 amino acids)
Biological process (GO): protein polyubiquitination; ubiquitin-dependent protein catabolic process
Cellular component (GO): nucleus
Molecular function (GO): ubiquitin conjugating enzyme activity
Source: RefSeq, a predicted model, not a curated record